GUGAGAUCAAAGAAUGAGGAAGUGCCAAAGCAAUCACAAAAAGGAAACACACAGUCUCACACGGUCAAACAGAUGCAGACUCUCACAGAAUCCACCUGAGAAUCUUAAGAAAGCUGCACUUCUCAUGUAUCGAUGGAUCCUUCACUGCUACUGAAUCUGCCUGCGAGUCAGCAGCAUCUAUCUGGAAUGGUGACUGAAAGCUGCUCUGAGAACUGCCUGAAGUUCAUCUGUGAGUUUAAGCCUGGGCCUGGGACACCACAGCCGUCUGGUGAUGAGGCGUACAGUGUUAAUACAGACUGUGAAUUAGUGUCAGUCAUCCUCCCAGCACAGUGCAGCGUCUACCAGCUCCGGCUUCGCAUCUGCAUGCAGGCACAAGAACAAAAUUGCCAUCCUGAGCCACUUGCAAUACUGGACCCAGAGAAAUACACACUGUUAUAUGCCAGGGGGGAAGACUGGUACGAGGCUUAUGAUGACUGUCAGGUUAUCAGGACGUUAGACAUCCCAUGGUCGUGUGAUGACACCGGGCGUCUUUCAGCGCACAUAGUGGUACAGCCACUAGUGGCAGUUGAUUCAGAGGAGAAGAAGAAGCAACAGCAGUGUCUGGCUUACCUGAUUGGACACAACCUGGAGAGUGAAGCGUCUGACAGACUUGGUGAGCUCACAUUUACACGCAGGAAACUGGCAUCUCCGAGAAGACAAGAGCUAAGGAAUCGGGAUGACAAGCUAUAUGCGACAGAGCCUUGGAUAACAUACGCCCCCAUUCCAAAUGACCUACAGGACCAGCUCAACAGAAAACUUCCUGUCACCCUCCAUUACAUGAGCAAGAUCAGCUUCAGCAUACAUGUUGACUUUAGUACGGUGCCAAGCGUUCUUCUGAAAGUUUGUAGAAAGGUCAUGGCAGACCAAAGGGUCGAUUAUGAUGCUUCGGAUGAGCUGGUUUUAAAAGUCUGUGGGAGGGAGGAGUUUUUAUCUGGAGACCACCCCCUCAGCAAUUUCCUGUGGGUUCGACAGUGCUUGAAAACCAAUCAAGACCUCCACCUCUCUGUGGUCCCUGUGUCGCAGGCUGUCAACGAAGCUGUCAAUUUUGUGGACUGGCCGCUCGUUGACGGUUCCAGCGGCCAGUUCAGCUCUCACGAUGAUCUCCGCCUUGAUGGAAAGGAUUUGGACAACAUUUUCAUGAUAUCCUUGUGGGACUGCAACAGAAAACUCAGAGUCAAACUGCUUGGCUUUGACAUUGCAAAACUGCCGAACAAAUGCCCUCAGUCUGUUUAUGUGAAAGCCUCAAUACUUUAUGGCAACAAGGUUCUGUCUUCAGUGACGUCCUCUCCCAAGGCCUUCGCAGAUGAAGUACUCUGGAAUGAGUGGCUGGAAUUCGACGUUCUGCUCAUGGAUCUACCACGUGGGGCAAAGCUAGGUCUCACUAUUAAUGCUUGUGGUGGUGGUGGUGAUGUCUCUCCAGUUACCAAAGAUCCUAAGGUCUCUUCAACCAAAGACUCAAAGUCACAGUCGUCUUCAGUCAGUAAAGCACCUGACCUGCAGAAAGGGAAGGGGAAGGUGCUCUACUUUGUCAAUCUUCUCCUCAUAGAUCACAGAUCCAUCCUCAGCCAGGGCCCCUACAGCCUGCACAUGUGGUCGUACCCUGACCUGGAAGAAGAGGCUAUAACCUACCAUGCGGAUAAGCUGUCCUCUGCUACUAACCCAGACACAGCUGACUCCAUGGCUAUCAGCUUCCUUCUGGACCGCUACAGUUUCCCGGUGGUUCUCCCAAACAGCUUUAGCUCUACUGAAUGCCCAGACAGUUCCACCUCCAGCCCCACUCCAACGAAAUCAGCUGAACUCUCAUCCUCACCUUACUCAUCCCUGACAAUCUUACCCAAUACAGAUUCUUUGAGCCCACUGACUGACAGAGUGAUUCUAAGAUCCCCAUCUCCAGUCACCGGCACCAACAGGGAUCGCCUCAAAAGGUUUCGGGAAGAGAGCAUCCGCUAUGCCACGAAUCUUCCCCAUUACCUACGCAAUAUUGAUUGGAUGAACCGAAGAGUGGUUGAGGAUGUUCACUGGUUACUCUCAAACUGGGAUCCUGGGGAACUUGAUGUAACAGUGGCCCUAGAGCUGUUAAGCAUGGACUUUGCUGAUGUGGUGGUGAGGAGAAUAGCAGUCCAGAGAUUGGAGAACCUGUCCAAUGAUGAUAUGUUGAAGUAUUUGCUGCAGUUGGUUCAGACACUGAAAGUGGAACCUUACCAUGACAGUUUUCUCGCUCGCUACCUCAUCCAAAGAGCUCUGCGGAGCAAGAAAAUCGGCCACUUCUUCUUCUGGUAUGUCCGCAGUGAGGUGGCAGGGUGUCCGUAUUUCCGCCAGCGCAUGGCUGUGAUACUGGAGGCUUACCUGCUGGGCUGUGGACAAGCCAUGCUUGACAGCUUUACCAAACAGGUCCAGGCUGUGGAGGCCCUUCAGGAGGUUGCUAUAGCGAUUAAAAACCUCUAUCCCGACAAGACUGAUCUCUCUCCAACAGCACCCCUCAAACUUCAAGAGUAUCUCAGAAUAUGUAAUCUGCCAAACGAGUUCCUGCUGCCCUUUGACCCACGUGUCAAAGCUGGAAUGAUCCUGCUGGACAAAUGCAAGGUGAUGGCCUCCAAGAAGAAGCCACUGUGGCUGGAGUUCUCCCCCAUGCCAUCGCCCACCUCACCUACACCCGUCGGAAUAAUAUUCAAACAGGGGGACGACCUCAGGCAGGAUAUGCUGGUCAUUCAGACACUGGUGGUGAUGGAUUCCAUCUGGCAGGAGAAGUCUCUGGACCUGAACCUCAUUCCAUACGGCUGCAUCUCCACAGGACACAACAUAGGUAUGAUUGAGAUCGUGAGGAAUGCAGCAACCAUUGCCGCAGUCCAGAGGAACCAUGGAGGAACAACUGGAGCCUUCAGAAACGAUGCUCUGUUUGAGUGGCUCAAGUCCAAAUGUCCACUCCAAGAAAUUCACUACAAGACUGUGGAGAAGUUUGUGAAGUCCUGUGCUGGUUACUGUGUGGCCACUUACGUGUUGGGUAUAGGAGAUCGACAUAAUGACAACAUCAUGAUCACAGACCAAGGGAACCUGUUUCACAUCGACUUCGGUCACAUCCUGGGCAACACGAAGCGCUUCCUUGGUGUGAACAGGGAGCGUGUACCAUUUGUCCUCACUCCUGACUUCUUGUAUGUCAUGGGCAGGGUCAAAGGGCACAAAAGCCUCUACUUUCAGCGGUUCAAGGACACUUGCACCCAAGCAUAUCUCUCCCUGCGCUCACACUCCCGUCUGCUCAUCACUCUUUUCCACCUCAUGCUUCUGACGGGCAUCCCGGAGCUGAGUGCUGCAGAGGACAUGCGCUACCUGCGGGAUGCGCUCCAGGAGGAACAGAGUGAGGCAGAGGCCAAGGAGCAUUUCCUCCAGCAAAUCUCUGUGUGUGAGAACCAGGGCUGGACUGUGCAGGCCAACUGGUGGAUCCACAUGGUGGCAGGCAUCAAGUAGACUGUUGGUGGUUUGAAGGCAGAUUCCUUGAAAGGUUCGCAUGUAUGCAACAUUUAGGUCAUUUGUACACAGGAUCGCCUCUUUAGAGAGUUCUCUGUCCUGAGAACUCCAUAAAAAAGAGCUUAUUAACU
Molecule: messenger RNA, 3632 nt
Organism: Acanthopagrus latus (yellowfin seabream)
Lineage: Eukaryota; Metazoa; Chordata; Actinopteri; Spariformes; Sparidae
Product: phosphatidylinositol 4,5-bisphosphate 3-kinase catalytic subunit gamma isoform
Exons: 13
Coding region: 133-3501 (1122 amino acids)
Biological process (GO): phosphatidylinositol 3-kinase/protein kinase B signal transduction; phosphatidylinositol-3-phosphate biosynthetic process; cell migration
Cellular component (GO): phosphatidylinositol 3-kinase complex, class IB; plasma membrane; cytoplasm
Molecular function (GO): 1-phosphatidylinositol-4-phosphate 3-kinase activity; 1-phosphatidylinositol-3-kinase activity
Source: RefSeq, a predicted model, not a curated record